CGUCAAUAUUUUGUAAAAAUGAAGUUAAAUUUCAUAAUAAUUUUAAUGAUCUUUGCAAAAGCAUCUAGGUCCCUUUUAUAUCCAGCAUCAUCGUCUUUGGGUUUGGUUUCAUCAGUAUCUGUGCCUAUUACGGAACUGUUGCCUGAUCGACGUUGCAUUAUAGAUUGGUGCUUUCAAAUGUCAUACGACUUGCCUUAUAAACUGUCGUCGUUUUACAAUAUCCCCAUUUGGCCGGGUAAACAUGGUCCAAAAACCCGCAAGCGUGAUCUUAAUUCAUUUUUACUUGACCCUUUUAACAAUUGGUCGAUAUUUGAAAAAUACAAUGCUACCGAACAUCAAGGACGUCAUCCAAGUGAUUUUACGGCUGGCGAACUGUAUCAAACUAUCGAGGAUUUCUUAGUCAGUUAUGGAUACCAUGAAACUUGUCUAUUGAAAAGUGUUUGUGAAUUGGCCAAACAUCCAUUUGCUGAAGAACAUCGAAAUCUUUUAACCGAUAUUUUAACAUUUAUUCUGACGCCAUCAUUGCAUGAGGGUUUUGUUAAAUCAGAACAAAUCUAUCGUGAAUCCUAUGAAGAUGCGGAAAGAAGUGGUUUUCUGGGUGAGGACUGUGUAUUUUUAUAUCCCGACUGUGAACGUGAUUUAUUAAACAAUCUUUCGAAAAUAAUAAGUUGAUAUUAAAACAAUUGCUCUAUAAAUAAAAGUGUAAAUAUGUAUGUAUGUUUAUUUAAAUAUUCAUAAAAUCAGUUAUUGUUAAAAAAUUAAA
Messenger RNA from Calliphora vicina (urban bluebottle blowfly), 763 nucleotides. RefSeq lists its product as uncharacterized. Bases 19 to 672 code for a protein of 217 amino acids. The record is from RefSeq and is a predicted model, not a curated record. The transcript has 4 exons. NCBI's taxonomy places the organism in Eukaryota, Metazoa, Arthropoda, Insecta, Diptera, Calliphoridae.